UUGGAGAGAGAGAACCCAAAAAAAAAAAAACAAGUAUAUUUCUCUUCCAAUUUUCUCCGCCAAUGGUCUCUUAGCUUUUGGAUAUUCAUAUAUUCUCCAUCUAAUUUUCUUUGUAAGAAGAAGGAUUUUGGAUGGCAAUGGCGGCGAGUAAGCUGAUUCAGCCAUCGACAGCAGCAUCAGUCGGAGGAAUUUACCCAGGAAGAAGGAGAAGGAAACUGGCAAGAAGCGAGACGAUUUCUCUCAAAUCUGGUCCCGCAAACGGUUUGAAGAUCAAAAGUAGAAGUUUCGAUGAGAGCCCGUCUGGGUUCAUCAGAAGAGCUGCAGAACAGGGCUCUGGAUUGUUCCCCCUUUCCCAAGGACAAGAACAAGAGGAAGACGAAAAGACGGUUGCCCAGAUCAAAGAAGAGCUCUACGAGGCUGUCAAAGGGAUCAAUAGAGGGAUAUUCGGCGUAACGUCGGCGAGGAAAUCAGAGAUCGAGCACCUGGUGAAGCUCCUCAACUGUCGGAAUCCGACAGCAGAUCCCACCGGAGAUCUUGACAAGUUCCGAGGUUGUUGGAAACUUAUCUACUCCACCAUCACUAUCUUGGGAUCCAAACGGACAAAGCUCGGCCUACGGGAUUUUGUCUCGGUGGGAGAUAUUCUCCAGCAUAUCGAUAUUUCUCAGGGAAAAUCCGUUCAUGUGAUAAAGUUCAACGUCCGGGGACUGAAUCUGAUCGACGGCGAGCUAAAGAUCGAUGCUUCUUUCAAGAUAGUCUCCGGAACGACAGUUGACGUUACGUACGAGAGCUCAACCAUCAUGCCUGAUCAGUUGAUGAGCAUGUUCAGACAAAACUACGAUCUCCUUCUAGGCGUCUUCAACCCAGAGGGCCGGUUCGAGAUCCUAUACUUGGAUGGAGAUUUACAGAUAGGAAGGGAAGAGAAGGGAAACAUCAUCGUAUUGAAAAGAACAGAGAUAUCCUGAAAAUGCCUCAAAUUUUUUUUGCUUCCUGCACAAGGAAUCUAGUUGCGUGUUCCUUAAGUAAACUCCCACAGUUCUCUUCUCCUGUUCCUCCGGAUCAGGGAAGACUUGUCUGAAUACAUUUUAUGCUAUUGUUUAUUUAUAUCAUUUGUUCA
Messenger RNA from Tarenaya hassleriana, 1114 nucleotides. Its product is annotated as probable plastid-lipid-associated protein 7, chloroplastic. NCBI's taxonomy places the organism in Eukaryota, Viridiplantae, Streptophyta, Magnoliopsida, Brassicales, Cleomaceae. The record is from RefSeq and is a predicted model, not a curated record. Bases 132 to 962 code for a protein of 276 amino acids. The transcript has 6 exons.